GUUCGUUCCAUACCGGCAUCAGUAUACGAACAAACGUUAAGAGUGACACAUCGAAGUCUAAGCCUAGAGCUUAAACCUAUUUCUCACGCUUCGUCAAAACUUUUAAACAUCUACAAAGUCUAUAUAAAACGAAUUACGACGAAUAUUUGAAUCUGACCGAAGAAUUGCUUAUUAAAACUCCACUUCGAAUCUUAAAUUCUGUCUUCGAAAAGUUAACUAAUAAACAAAACCAACAAUGUCUCUCGUACCAUUGCUGUUCUCCGACUGGUGGGAAGAUCUGGAUCGCCCUCACAGAAUCUUCGAUCAAGAUUUUGGAUUGGCCCUGAGACCUGAACAACUAUUGAGUCCGCAAGUUCUCGACAAUCUUGUUCUUUUGCCAUCUCGUGAUCGCUCAAAUGCUCGGCAUCCUCUUCUGUACCUGCGUCAACGCAUGAACGACUUGGCGAAAAGCAGCAAUACCGGUACUUCGACCGUUAAAGCUGACAAGGACAAGUUUCAGGUGAUUUUGGAUGUCCAACAAUUCAAGCCUGAAGAAAUAAACGUCAAGGUGGUGGACAAAUUUGUGACUGUUGAAGCUAAGCACGAGGAAAAACAGGACGAGCACGGAUGGAUAUCCCGUCAGUUUGUGCGAAAAUAUAUGAUUCCAGAACAAUGCGAUGUUGAGCAAGUCACCUCAACACUGUCAUCCGAUGGUGUUCUCAGUAUCACUGCACCUCGUAAAGAUGUUCCGAAGCUGGAAAAUGAGAGAUCGAUCAAAAUUGAACAUACUGGAAAGCCGGCUAUCCAGGAAACACCCAACGAAACCAAAAAGAAUGAAAAAACCGAGAAAGCUGUGAAGAAAUAAAAACUUUCUCUUUUCAUUUAACCUGCUAGAGUUCAACUCGCGUGUUCCUAAAAUUCGUUGUCAUUAUUGCUUUCAUUUAUCGAUGUAAUAAGUUUCUUGUAAGUUUUGUUUAAGGAAUUUAUAAUAAAGAAAAAAACCUGAAUAAAUAAAAAA
Messenger RNA from Venturia canescens, 997 nucleotides. Its product is annotated as protein lethal(2)essential for life-like. Gene Ontology annotation, biological process: protein refolding; response to heat. Gene Ontology annotation, cellular component: nucleus; cytoplasm. The transcript is spliced from 2 exons. The record is from RefSeq and is a predicted model, not a curated record. The coding region runs from base 236 to 844 and encodes 202 amino acids. Lineage: Eukaryota; Metazoa; Arthropoda; Insecta; Hymenoptera; Ichneumonidae.